Diabrotica balteata is the source of this 1644-nucleotide messenger RNA. Lineage: Eukaryota; Metazoa; Arthropoda; Insecta; Coleoptera; Chrysomelidae. The record is from the annotation of a GenBank genome assembly.
AAUGGGAAAUCACUCACCGCAAAUAAAACCAACAUUAUAAAUUUGGAAAAUAUUUGCUGUUAUUUACGUAAUAGGUGUUUUACUUUCCCGGUAGAGUGAUCGUCUGAAGUUUACAAAAUGCCACCAGCAGAAGAAGUUCGUAAAAGGACCUCAGAUGAUUACAUUUUUGGGAAAGUUCUAGGAGAAGGUAGUUUCAGCACUGUCUAUUUAGCUAAAGACAUACAUACACAUAAAGAACAUGCCAUUAAAGUUCUGGAGAAGUCGCAUAUUAUUAGGGAAAGAAAAACUGAACAUGUGAUGAGAGAAAAGGAAGUACUAAGAAUUGUAGGAAAUGCUUGUCCAUAUAUCGUAAGACUGUACUGGACCUUUCAAGAUCUUGAACGUCUGUAUUUUGUUCUAAGUUAUGCAAAAAAUGGUGAUUUAUUCACGCAGAUUGAAAAACAUGACCAACUAAGUAUUGAAUGCACCAGAUAUUAUUUAGCAGAACUUACUUUAGGAUUAGAAUAUCUACAUAGCAAAAAUAUUAUUCAUAGAGAUUUAAAACCUGAGAAUAUUUUGUUUGAUGAAAAUUGGCAUAUAGUAAUAACAGACUUUGGCAGUUCUAAGAUUCUUGAGGACUCAGGAGGUGGUGAUGUAGUUAAGAAUAUUGAUUCAGAAAGAAGAAGGAAGAGUUUUGAAGGGACAGCUCAGUUUAUUAGCCCUGAAAUGCUAUCAGAAUAUACCUCUGGUUGUUCUUCUGAUUUGUGGGCACUGGGCUGUAUAGCAUACCAGAUGGCUUCUGGAGAUAUGCCAUUUACAGGAAAUAGUGAAUUUCUGAUAUUUCAAAAAAUCCUGAAGUUGGAUUAUUCUUUUCCUGAAGAUUUCCCCGAAGUAGUUAAAGAUUUUGUAGAACAAUUAGUAAUUUUAGAGCCUAAUAAAAGACUUGGCGCCACAGACGAAAAGCCAUAUUCUAGUAUAAGACAACAUAAGUUAUUCAGUGUGCUCAACUGGGAUGAUCUGGGGCCUCCUCCGAAAAUAUCGGACGAUAUGGGCGAUGAAGUAACUCCAGAAAUUCCUGCUCAUCUAGAGCCUGGACUGGACGAAGAAAAAGCUUCAAGACUUCACCUGGACUUGCUAAGUCCAAACGACAUAGUUUUAAGAAAGAAAUCCCCGCCAAAUAGAAAAAUUACCGACCUAACUGAAGCAGAAAUUCGUGAAAGACUAGAAGCUCAAAAGAGCAAUAGAUAUCAUAGUUUUGUAGAAGAUAACUUAAUAUUAAAACAGGGUUUUAUCGACAAGAAGAAAGGACUAUUUGCUAGACGAAGAAUGUUUUUGCUCACUUUAGGGCCUCAUCUGUAUUACGUAGAUCCUGCAACUAUGACCCUCAAAGGGGAAAUACCGUGGAGCAGGGAUCUUAAGACAGAAGCAAAAAAUUUCAAGAUAUUUUUUGUUCAUACACCUAAUAGAAAAUACUACUUAGAAGAUCCAGAAGGCUACGCUUUAGAGUGGUGCAAGGCAAUCAAUGACCUGAAAAGUUACUAUUUUCCAGAGGAAACUUUACUUAAUAAUGAAACCCUUUAAUGAACGGAUAUUGAAAAACUAAUGUCAAAUUCUUAUUCAUGCAAAAGGUUUUCGUAUUUUUUUUUAAUAUAGUUUUAAAUUUCA